AAAACCACCAUAUCAGAGGCGUCUCGCAAAGCACUGACGUGAUAUGGUACACGAUGCCUAACAUGUCAAACUCUCGAGUUCGUCAGUUCGGGUUCAGUUGUAUUUGUGACCUGAAAAGUGUUAUGUGUCUCGGGAAAAUAAAGUAUAAAUUUAGACUGUCCCAACUACAGGUCAUCACACACUCUGUGUCGUUGACCAGCCGUCUGGCAAAGAAUUCUUCAGUAUGCGUCACUCUAGUCUUAUUUGCAUUGCAGCAGUACUGCUGUACGGUGUCUGCGAGGCAGUCAGUCAGCCUGGACCUGUGCUCCCAACAUUUUGUGAAGGGUACCUCGCACUGGUGUGUCCCCCAGUUUUGAUGCCUGUGUGUGCCAGCACUGGAACCACCUACCCAAAUCUCUGCGUUGUGUGUUCAGCCAUGAGAAAUGAGGAGCUACCGACCACACUCACGUACACGAAGGGUCGCUGCGCCACCGAUUAACACCUCCCCCAAGAGUGGAAGACAUCGUGGAUUCAGCAAUACCGGGCACUGGCUAAGCUUGAAAUCAUUCUCGCCUUGAGAAAUUAAUUCCAGAAAAAAAAAACCUCUUGAAUUUUUGGAGCUAUAUGACAAUGAUAAUUGAAACACUAAUUUUUGCAUUAUUCGGGGUAGAGGUUUUGAGCAUUUAUCAAGUAGCAGUUAAUUAAAGGAAACAUGUUGCCUGAUUUUUGAAAGUUAUGAUUAACUCAGAAACACAGACCUUUAGUUUUAAUUUUGCAACUUUCCAGAGAAAUUUGUAAAUCAGUUUCCUCACUAUGAAAAGCAGCAAGCAACGCCAUUCAUCAAAACUGAGUGUACUUCAUUGAAACGUGAAUCCUUUGAAAAAAAUUGUUUACUCCUCGGCGUGUAUAAUGUGGAAAAUUGGAGUUAAUCACUGUCUGUUCAAAAACAGAAUAAAUCGGUGACAAUAA
Acanthaster planci (crown-of-thorns starfish) is the source of this 948-nucleotide messenger RNA. RefSeq lists its product as uncharacterized. The record is from RefSeq and is a predicted model, not a curated record. NCBI's taxonomy places the organism in Eukaryota, Metazoa, Echinodermata, Asteroidea, Valvatida, Acanthasteridae.